ACAAAAAGAAUCACACACCUACGACAAGUCGAAGCGCAACCGUGGCCGUCACUAGCAAACAAAACCAUUUAACGUAACUGUUAGUGUUAGCAUUAGAAAACAUCCCAGAAACAAUAUGUUCCGGUGAAGGCCUAAGCUAUUGCGAAUUACGGUGCCAGCAGAACCAAGAAUUAUUACUUUCUUCGGUGACAGGACAGUUUGGGAAAGUUUAGUGAACUCACAGUUCGCAUUCGAUUACGACGCGCUGCUGACGGAAUCACGGAACAGAGAUUUGUGGUAGUGUGUGUGGUGGAUUGUGUGUGAGUUUCACUGUGUCGAAUCGGUGGGGUAGAGAAAAGCUUUUGUGUGCAGCCAGUGAAAAUUUUCUCGGUUUUUCACCAACAUACUUGAAGAGGGGUCGAAACGUGUGUCCCCGAUGAACUAGCUUUUAUCGUGGAAAAAUGCUGAAAAGUGCACGAAUGUUAUGAAAAAAUCGGAAAUUUUGGUGAAGACAAAUGUUUAGAAUUGCCACAAGUGUAAUUCCGCUGCUGGUGAAUGAAAAAAAUGUGAUGCGAAAAACGAUGAUCAAUUUCCUAGUAUCGAAGAAGAAAAAAGAUGGAGAGUAGAAGGAAGCAUGUUCGUGCGAGGGUAUUUUCGUUGAAAAGUGAUUAUAAUGAAGGCAAUUGAAACCAAAUUGUUACAAACCAGUGAUCCUUUUCAUGAUCUACGUGAAGGAUAACCGUAGAAAAUUUAAACGUGACAAUGGAAAAUGAAAUUUUCUUCGGUAUUGGAAUUGAGUUAUGAGCGAAUGCCCAGCUGUGCAAUGGAACUAGUGUCCAAGCUUUAUCCACCGUAGCGCUGCACAAUGGACACAUAGCCGGUGGCACCGGCAUGCACCAUAGAGGAACUCCGGUCCUGCGAGAGCUAGGUGCAAUUUGUCAGUCGGAGAUUGUUCCAACGCAUGUUGCUAUUCGGGGAAGCUGUGAAAAUGUUUACCAAAACUAAUCGCGACAUUCGUUUUUCAAGUGUAGCUAAUGGUGAAGACAAUGAUAACGACAGUAGCGGGUAUCAAUUUUCGAAAUGUGAAACUAAACUGAAAAAAUACAAAGUGGCAACCUCCGAUGUGGGCUCAUCGGUUUUAUCGGUGAUUAGUGAUACAUAUAACGAAGUGAACGAAAGCGCAAAUACUUGCAGAUAUUUCCUAUAACGAUAGUUUUUUUGAACCGGUAAUCGGCGUAGUAGUGCUUAGUGUGUAAAUAGAGUGAAGCAGAACGGUAUCUAAGGAUCGGUGUGUAGUCAAGCAUACGCAAAAAAAAUAACGAAAUAGCUUUUAGGUCAUACUCACAAAUAGUGCUUCAUUAUUAUUUUAUUGAAAAGCAUUGCGUACCUAAUAGCGCAUAUUGAACGUUGAACGGGCAUUUGAAAAACACAGAAUCUAACUAUACAAAUUAUUAACCAGUUCAAGGCUAACCAAAUUGUGAAAUACGUUAGAAAUCGUAUUUCUUGUCACGGCUAGGAUAUAACCAAAAUGGCCGAUAUGCCUGAUUUGUCUCAUCUGACACAGGAGGAGCGCGCUAUAAUUGAAAAUGUUAUGCUACGGCAGAGACAGGAGGAGGAGCGGGAGAAUGAGAUUAUGCGGAGAAAACAAGACGAGGUGGCUACACUCGUCGACUCCAUCAGACAAAAGUCUGAGCAGCAGAAGAAGUCUGGGAUUGAACUCGACGCGACUUGCCACAUUUGCCUCAAAACCAAAUUUGCGGAUGGCAUCGGGCACAUCUGCAAUUAUUGCAACAUUCGUUGCUGUGCCAAAUGCGGAGGCAAAGUCACGCUGCGUAACAACAAGGUGAUAUGGGUGUGCAUCGUAUGCCGAAAGAAGCAAGAACUGUUAUCCAAAACAGGCCAAUGGAUAAACAAAAGUACCAGUCCCGAUGGGAUCGCUCGUCGGAUCGAUGGCGAUUCAAGGAAUCUUCCCCAUCCAUCGCUCGAUCCACUCGAUCCUUCCGACAAACGACCAAAAUUGGAACGGGCACGAAGUGCUGCCGAGAAAGAGAACGAUCCCAUGCAGCGUUCGGGCAGUCAACUGCGGCGUCAAUACUCGCAACAAGAUCCAUCGCCACGCCGGAUGUCCCAGUCGGACAGUGGAGUGGACAUAUCUACCGGACAACCGCAGGCGCGCCUACCGAUGCCACGGAUGCACCCCCAAGCUAUUCAGCAUCAGAGUUCAUACGGGCAGUAUUCGACACAUGCUGGGCUUCCACAGCCGCCAGUACAAUCGAUGCCCUAUGGACAUCAUCAGUCGCACAUGACACCCCAAGUGCAGAUCACUCGACCAAGCGGCAACGCAGGGAUGAGCGGAUAUGGUCAAGAUGAUCCUAGCUACUACCAGGGAGAAAUCGAAGACUUAAUGCGCGCACAUCCUCACUUGGUUCAUCCUCGACAGCAGCAGCACUACGCAGAAUCGAUGCAGUCGGCAGCACCAAGCUACGGUAGUGGAAGCAGCAGUGGGAUGGUGCUUUCUGCCGAACCAACGAAGAAACAUAAGCGCCCGAUGGGCAGUGGUCCUUAUCUUCCGCAGCAACGAUCCUUCAGUAGCUCCGACGAAGAUAUCCGCUCAACACCGGAGUAUGAAGCCGGGCACCAAAGACAGUAUUUUGAUAAUCACUCCCGAUUGAAUCCAAGCGUUCCAGAGUAUCGAUCGAGAAAGCUGGAUGUACAGCAAAGAAAUAGUUACAACCGAACGAACCACAAUCGGUAUCAAAGUCAGCAGACGCACUCGCACAGUCUGCAACCACUACCACAGGUAGUGGUUGCCGAUACCACCAUUACUUCUUCGGCGUACGAUAACAAUAAUCAUCAACACAGUAGUAGUCAUCAUCAGCAUAGUCACCAGUCAGUGCCGCAAUCCCAUCAACCCCAUAAUAGCCAAUAUCAGUAUAUACAGCAGAAUAGUCGGUAUCAUUCCAGUUCUGCUGUCAACGAACAGCCGGAUCCGUACUGGGAUGAACCGGCGGACAGCCGACGGUUCACCGAGCGGAGAAAGAAAACGGUGAGAUUCGAUGGGCAGGAUACCGACGAUUGGGGCCGGUGGGAGUCGGAACGACAGGGCAGCCAAGAUUCUGCCACUAAGGAUUCCGGCAUCGACACGAGCAGCACGUUCACCAGUAGUGAAGAUUCGAAUCGCGGCGAUGGCCCAAAGAACCCCGUAAGUUGGCAAGUGUCGACAGAUGGUAGUCGUAUGAUUGGUCACAUGGUACUGCAAAGAAAUAUUGACGGUGAAGAUGUUUUAGGACUUAAAGUUCGAGGUGGUCAGGUGCUACCAAACGACGAGAGAGCAACGAUCGUUGAGCAAGUUCAGCGGGGCUCGCUUGCCGACAAGGAAGGACACAUUAGGCCAGGUGACGAAGUAGUGCAAUGGAACGGCAAUUCGUUGCGCGGUAAAUCUGCACUAGACGUGUACGAAAUUGUUAGUGAUAGUAGACUGGAACCGUCGGUAGAAUUGCUCGUAACACGUGCGAUACAGAUAAAUCGCGAAAAUACUCAAGCAUCCUGGCGGAACUCUCAUUCUUCGAUACGAGUUCAAACGCAUCACAGAGAAGAAAGCUACGAGCGACGUGAUAAACCGAGUGUACUAGUGACGUCUCCUGGAUCACCGGAUUUACACAGUGUACGCAACUAUUCCACCAACCUUCGUUACCCAAACAGACUGACACCGACUGCAACGGUUGCGCAGCAGGAAAAUAGUGUUGGUGGACGGAUUCAGUUGAAGCUGGGGUUUGAACCGAGCUCCCUUCAACUGAUCGUGACAGUCGUCUGCGCAGCAGGACUUGUAUCGAGAAUCAACAGCGCAGCACGAAAUCCUUACGCCAAAAUUUGUUUACUUCCCGAUCGAAGUGAAAAAUCGAAACGACGAACGAAAACGCUUGCUCUAACCAACGAUCCUAGGUGGGGACAAACAUUCGUGUACGAAGGCUUCCGGAGAGCCGAUCUCCAAAACCGUCUAUUAGAGGUUACUUUAUGGGACUACGUUCGAUACGGUGCCAAUGACUUCCUUGGAGAAGUGAUUAUAGAGCUGGCUACGCAUCCGCUUGAUGAUGAACCGGAAUGGUAUAUACUACAACCUCAUCAGGAGUCCAUUCGAGAAACAUUGCGUAGAGACGACAGAGAACCAAGCAAUGAAUUGGAUAUGAUUUUAACACCGACCGAUCAUUUAUCGCCACCGAGUACCACUUCAAGGCUGAGUGACUCUGACACGACUUCCGAAUGCGAUAUCGAUGGUUUGAUGACUGGACGUGACGGCGCUAGUGUAUCAUCCCUGGGAAGCUCGUCAAGCCCUCCACCAGAGGUCGAUCUGCAGGAGCGGAGAUCGCGAAGAGAUAUGUCACCGCAAGGACGGAAACGAGCAGCUGGCAUGGUAGCAAAGGACUAUCGAACGGUAUCCGGUGUUGGGCAGGGAUUUCAUAAUCAAAUGAGUAAUGAGGCAACUUCUUCCUACCGUCGAAACGGCACGAUGGCGAUGAAUCAAAGGAGCCAAUCAGCGGCACCGAGUGAAAACUAUCGGGACGACCGCCGGGGUUCGCUUUCGCCACAAGAUGAUAGAUAUACCGAAUAUCCAGUUCUUCCAUUACAUCAUUAUGCGCCCAGAUUUCAAUCACGAUCCGCGACCGCCACACCAACCGGUUCCCCGAAGAAACGACAAUUACCACAAGUACCUCACGUGUCACGAAAUGCGGCAAUGCGAGAGCGUUUUAUACAGGACUUCGAGGAGCGCAGUGGAGGCCGUUUUGCAAGGCACCGAGGCCGCCAGAGCCAUCAUCAGCCGACGUAUCGAAGCACGGGGAUGGGUGGUUGGGAACGACACUAUUCCGGACUUUCCGACAGUGAUCUGACGACACACUCAUUAGACAGUAGAAUUAGACCUAGGCACUCGUUAUCUCCGGAUAAAGAUUUCAUGGGUGAUUUCGGUGAUUCCGAUAUGGAGUCGGUAGUUAGUGUUACUUCAAGUGCUUUUUCAACUCAGUCGGAGCGACCGCGUGGAUCAAAAGGAAUAAGGCAUCUUCGAGACAGGCGCCGUCAGUACGGAAGUCUUUCUCCGAGUUGGGCAACUACUUCCUUAUGCAUUCUCCCGAGCGAACAUCUAUUUGGUGAACCUAUUAGCGAGUUCGAACAAAUUAUGAACAUUCCUGAGGUUCCGGAAUCUGUCAUCUCCAAGAUCGAUGUAGUUAGGGCGGCUUCAUCCCACUUGCCUGUCCUAACCACCGAUAUUUCUUCGUUUCCUUAUGUAAAUUCCAGUAGCUGUGUAGUUCUACCCGAAAUUGCUUCUAACAUUCCUGUAGCAUCGUUUAAUCCGUUGCCUCCUUUUUACAAUGAUCACUGUGUUUCUAUGAAUACUUUUCAAAGCACCGUUCCAAGUAUUCCAUUGAACCAAAAAACUAUAAUUCCGUUAAAUUUACUGAAAGCAUCAUCAGCGGAACCGCCAUCACGUGUUUUCAGCUCAGGAAUCAAUCGUCUGGCAUCGUAUAAUAUUCGUGCAUCGUCAUCCUUACGAAACAAUGGGUUCCAUAAAGUUCAAACCCUACCUAAUUUCAAGCAGAUCCACCAUCCUGUGCAAGUUGCAACGACAAACACUUCGAACCCUAAGCUUAAUCCGAAUAAUAUCCGUCGGUUGGCUAAAGAAAUAAAGAAACAAGCCGUUUCAAACCUUCGGAGAGCGCCAAAUAAGGAACCCGCCAUUCCCUUGGUAAACAAAAUCAUACUCCAAUCGUCAAAACAAAAAGUUGUUGAUCUUAGUUCGAUCGCCUCAAAGUUAUGUAACAUUAAGUGUGCUAGCACCCAAACUGAAAUCGAGCCGGAACUUGCUACCGAGUUUCGUUUGUCUAUCGGAAGCCUGCCGGACCUAUACGAAACUAGUGAUCUGGAAAUUGAUUCUGAUACAAUGGCAACAAGUCCAGUGAAGAUGUUAAAAUCUCCUAGUGAGCCUUUACUCUGCGGUCAAAUUGAUUUUGGACUUGACGAGCUUCACUGCAGCCGAAGGGUUAAAAUCAGCCGUUCGCAUUCGUUGAUUACCAGCGACCAAAUUAUAGAUAUUGAGUACGAUUCGGAUACGGGCUACAAAACCAAGAGUGUUCGUAGGAAUCCUUUUGCGAAAAGCAUUGAUAGACAUUCAUCGUACAAAAGAACUAAGUCACUUGACUUAGGGGAACAGUUGAAAGAACAAGGUACAGAGACAAAAAAGAUGGGCACCUUUGGCUCGAAAUCAAGUUUGGACAAAGGUAGUAUGACUUUAGACAUUGUAAAACACAUAGAUGAUAAUGAAGGCUGGAAUCAUCAUCAUAAUAGUAGACAAACGAAACAGGGAAAAUCGGAUACAUCUGAUAAUAGCAAGAACAAUCCUAAAGCAGUUUCGCGUCAGUCGAAACAAUCAACUAGAUCUUCUGAAGUGAGUUCACAAAAAUCCCACGAAACAGCGAACGCACAGGCUAGCAAUCCUACCCGAAAACGAAAGGUCAGUAACAAAUCACGUAUCGAUGAGAUCAAACUCGCUAGUAAUGCUGUACAUGGCAGUACUGAGUCGAUAAAAUCAAUCAUAGAUGUAGUAAGACUGGAGCUAAUACAAAAACAAAAAGCAGAUUUUAAAUUCUCAAGUGAAGAAAGUCUCGCGAGAGGUUGGCGCGGAAGCCAGUCAUUUGGCGAUGCACGAGAUCACCAAGUUAAACGUGGAGGUGGUCAUAAAAACAACCUCAAUGAAGGUGAACGGUUUGAUCGAAAAAUGGUUCCUAAUAAACAUACCAAAGAUAAAGCGGUUGCUUUUGAAAAUGUCAGUGAAGAAGAUAUUGAACGAGCACACAGAAAUGUUGGUGAUAGAAAAGAUACUCGCUUGCCCAGAGAUGGGAGGUUAAAUGAACUACUCCAAGAAGAGGACUAUGAAAGAAAUACGCUGCCUGACUAUGAAGAUGGCGUUUCUGACGAUGAUGUAUUCGAAAGUCCAUUUUCAAGAUGCAAAAAUUCUUCGUUUAACGGUCAAAGCUCCACUAGAUCCAAAUCUCGUUUUGACACACGUCGCACCAGUAGUUUAGAGGAUAUUGGCCAAUUCAUGUCCGAUAGGGGCUUAUAUUAUGAUACCUCAAAUGUCAGAAGUGAUACUAAUAGACAUAGCUCGGUUAGCAUUAAUGAUAAGCCAGAAUAUUUUGAGUAUAGCAAGUCUCCUUCUUCACCGCGCUCCAGCUGUAGUAGUAGAAGUGCUAAUUACGCCUCCAAUUCUUCCAAAUCCUUCAAUGGCAUUGCUUUGCUGCGUACUGAACCGAAACGAACUUCUCUGAAACAUCCUGGUACGAUCGGAUCGGAAAUCAACGAUGCGUCACCAUCGGAAUCACCAUCGUGGUCACCUGGGCAACCCAAAAGUGAUUACGAUAUGAGAGACCGAAGUCGAUAUGGGCACAAUGGCGGACGGGACUCGUAUCGACGGCGUGAUCGUGAACGAGAACGUGAUCGUAACAACAGUGACCAUGAGCGAGAUCGUGACCUGAGUGAUCGUGAACAACGAGAUCUGCGGGAACGUUCGGAUCUAGACCGAAGUCUUUCGAACAAUGAAGGAACACCCGAGGAUAAGAUAGAUGGUAGCUUAAGUGACACAGCCGUGAUACAGAGCUUGGAUGCGAGGCGCAAGCUGGAUCAACGUUCGCCCAAGAGUGAAACUCCGACGAGGGAUCGCGAACGUUUCGGUGCCGGUAUGGGAAAGAAAAGUAAUUCCACCUCACAACUGUCGGCAACAGACCAAGGAAUAUCGCCAUCAUCCUCGUCGUCCACAUCGCAGCGCAAGCGCUCUUCAGCCGGCUCGAUCCAACGAUCGGUCGAGGUGACACCGAUUCCAUCACAGUCGGCGGCCUAUCGUGCCGGAAGUUUACAUUCAAUCUCUAGCUCCGAGGGCUCCUCGUGGUCACCAUCGCUACGGGUGGCCGGUGAUACGGGACCUCUGUCGGACUUCAUCGAGGGCUUGGGACCAGGACAACUAGUCGGACGCCAGGUACUGGGUGCUCCUGCCUUAGGUGAUAUUCAACUGUCUAUGUGCUAUCAAAAGGGUUCCUUAGAAGUUGAAGUGAUAAGAGCGAGAGGAUUGCAGGCACGUCCUGGCUCAAAAGUACUUCCAGCGCCUUAUGUUAAAGUGUAUUUAGUUUCCGGUAAAAAGUGUAUAGAAAAAGCUAAAACAACGACUGCUAGAAAAACGUUAGAUCCAUUAUAUCAACAACAAUUAGUGUUUAGAGAACCAUUUGCUGGCUGCAUACUACAAGUAACGGUAUGGGGUGACUACGGGCGGAUGGAGGGCAAAAAAGUGUUCAUGGGUGUAGCUCAAAUAAUGCUGGACAACCUAAACCUAUCACACAUAGUCAUUGGAUGGUACAAACUGUUCGGAACCACAUCACUGGUCAGUGGACCACCUAGUUUGGGUCUAUCUAGGCGAUCCUCAAUUGCAUCACUCGAUUCACUUAAGCUUAAUAUAAACCUCGAUAAACCUCAAAAUAAGUUUCAUCGGCGUACCUACCAUCUGGUUUACAAGAUCCGUAUCCUUGUUUCAAGUACAAUCCAAACCGCGUUAGUUAGUGCUAAAAAGCCAACAACCGAUCGUAACAACAUGUUCCAGUAUAGGAGACUAGAAUAAACAAUAUUAUUAUAAAACAGCGAUGGACGACAAAAACCAAAAAAAAAUCAUCACUUAAACAUACACACUAGUACGCAGAGCGGAAGCAAUUUUCAGAUUUUGAUUCGCGUAUUUAUCAAAAAAAAAAAAAAACAACGUACAUCUAAGGAAAAACAAAUGAAACUCAAAUCUGUGAAUUUAUUAAAACUAAUAUAUAAAACAGUAAUGAUACAAUUCAUAAACCAAGGCAACUUGCAGCAUCAGAAAAUUCAUGGCAAAGAAAGUUACAACUACUUUGUAAAAAAAUGAAACAAAUAAUCAAGCCUUCCAUUAUAUUUAUGAAACAAGGAACGUUUAAUUAUUAUUACUAAAUUUAUCGAAACAAAUCUCUUGACAUUGAGAGUGCAUAAGCUCCUACAAAUACGUCAUUCCUAAUCAUUUUAUUCAAGUUCCAUCAGAAAAAAUAUAAUACAAACAAAUACGUUUACUCUAAAAUAAUUUCGCCAAAUUAUCACGCAUUUUCAUGUAAUUUUCUCUUUCCUAUUUCUCAUUAUUCUCAUAAGACUAGGAACAAAACAAAAGCGACCGCCACUUAGUGUACAGCUGGUAUGGAACAUGAAAACCAAACUUUUUUCGAAAACAAAAGCAAGUAACAACUCAUGAAACAAGUAAAUUUGUACAUCUAUUACAACAGCUAAACGAGAAAGCAAAACAAAAAUUGUACAUAGCACUUAAACCUAUCAAAGAUCCAAACCAAAAGAAGAGAAGCAAAAAAGAGACAUGACAACAAAUACUGAGUAUGGAGGAGAAUAAAAAUAAAUCAACAUAAUUUUUGCCUUAGACUCCUACCUAAAUAUCGUGGAUCGUGUAGUAAAAAAACGACACAAAACUAACACCCACACACACACAAAUACGCGCGCGUUACGCCCUUCUACAGCAUGAUCUGGAAUAGAUCGAGUGAGCGAUUAUGCCAAUCAUCACGUGUUUCGUCUCUUUUUUCGUCUUCGGGACAUUACUUGAUGUAUAACCACAGAGAACAUACAUCCCUAUUACAUUUUCUAUGUGUGCAGAAAGCAGAACUGUCGUUUUAAAAACUCAUCAUCAAGUAGCAAUUCGACCAUGGAGGCGCUGCGAGCAGCCCAGCAAGUACUUGUGGGUACUUGUGUUCGAGCUUGCGUACAAUGGAUGUUCACAUGUUCAAAAACGAAUAUUCAUUUGAAUGUUUUACACAGUUUCUUCAAAGAAAGUUUAUUCUAGUUUGGAUGUCUGUAUUUUGCGAUAUGGAUUCGGUAAUGGUUGACGUUGUUAUCGAUUAUCUUCAAGUAUUAUUCACUUGUUUCAAAAGUUAGCUGGUUGGAAUAUUUUCAUUUUCAGAACCAAUAAGCUUUCUAUAAGCGCGUUGAAAUGUUUACUGUAGCCCCUCUAACAGGUAUUCUAUUUAGAAUUUUAGGGCAAACACUUUUUUGUAAAGCAAUCAAGUGGAUUUCCAGUGUUUAAAAUUGCUUACAACGUAGAACGCAUUAAUUGUCUACAGUUCGUAGGCAAGUUUAUCCAUUCGGUUGGAAAACUAUAGAUGCAAAUAACAAAAGUUGUGUAAUUGUCAUUUAAUUAAAUAUUUCUGGUUAUCAAUCCAAGAGCAUUGGCAUUUCAUAUAAACUAUUGAAAUUUUUUUUGAGGUCAUUCACCUCUUCGAACCAGGUGGGUUGCGUGAAAGGCGUCUACUAUCCCAUCACGCUAUACUCGUCCCCUAAACUAUUGAAAUGUUUUUAUUGAAAAACAAUCAAAGUUUAAUACGACAUAAGGAAAAGCAGGAAGAAACUGAAAUAAUCAAUUAUUUUUGCAGUUUUAAAAUUUUCAACAUGUUUCGCACUCUUUGAUUAAAAUCCAUGGCAAUUUAUUGCAAGAAUGAGUUAAUCAUUUCUUGUCUGCAUCAGAGUGCCUAUUUCAAUAAUUUUCUAAAUUUGAGCGAUUCACUCCUAAAUCGAUAUCAGCAUAUUGGAAGAUUAAAAAAGAGCAAACAAUCGAAAUGUAGCAGUUAUCUAAGUAAAUAGAACGAGGCAUUAACAAAAGAACUCGAAACAAAAAAAAAAACACGUAAAUCCAGAUCGAACACCUCGACGGCAAAAUCGCUGAGAAGUACCAUGAAAUGUAGGUAAAACUAAUUAUACUAACAGGACUUCAUCAAAUCGUGAAUGAGAAAGCAAGAGGACAUUUCCCAAAAAGAAAAAAAAGACCCUAACGUAAAAUAUUUAUCUUUAAACAAACCACAAGCCAAAACCAUAUCUUUAAUAUAAGAAAACUUUAACAAUUAAUUGACAUGAAUAAAUUGAAAAAUAGCUACAUUAAAAAAAAAACGUUACGAAGAGGUAUGAUUUGAAUGAACGCUUCUUGGGAAUUGACGCUAGAGUUUCGCAACAGCUAGGAGAGGGAUUCAGGAGAAGGCGAGAGGAAAUUUAAGCAAAUAUUUUUAUACUAACAUUGUGGACUCUGUGAACAAAUCAAAAGCAUCGAUCUGAAGAAGUCAGAUGACGCAAAAGAGUGUGAACCAUUAAAUAAGGACUAAUAAACUUAGAAGCUGUAACAAAAACGCUAUCGACGCCUACUACCAUUGCAACAAAUUUGGUCAACAUUUCCCGGACUCACUAUAAAUUAAUUUGAAUGUAAUUAGGCGAAAUGUUUUUUUUUUUUCAAUAAACGCUUUACCAAUCAACUAAGAAAAGACCAACUAUGUAUUACCAUUACCUUAACCAUUUAACUAUUUGAUUUUGAUUAGUAUGCAUUUUGAGUAUUUCAUAUUAAUUUUCCUGGGCAUAAUCAUUGUUAAAAUUUAUCAAACUCUAAAGCGUAAGUAAGCUUGGCAUUUGUCUUCACCGUUACACUGGACAAACGAUAGAUUUAAGUCUCAAGAAUGGAAAUAAUUCAUCUAAAGUCAGAUGCAUAGUUUUGUUAAAGCUUCUCGUACAUAUAAAACAACGAAGUUUCUCUUUCUGCUUUUCAAAUGGUGAUUGCACAUGUUGAAAAUAUGCUUUCAAAAAAAAAAGGUAUUGAGCUAUUUUUGUUACGGAAUAUGCAAAGAACCUUUUCGUAAAAUUGUAAUUUUUCAACCAUUGGAGAUGAGUAAAUUUGUGUGCGUAUUUCUGAUCCGUCCAUUGAUUCUCGCAAAUUGUUAUAAUACUAAAUCGGCUCUAUUUUCUAUCCAGUUCCCUAUGCGAAAUAGUUUUUCCGAAGUGCUUAAGUAGCAUCUGAAAGCUGCAAAGUACACCUGGAUAUACAUAUUUUACUCUAUCAUUGUUAAAACUCAUUUUGAUCAAAGAUUUCAUUAGAAUAACAAAUACGGAGGAUUGUGUGCUUGGAACCAACAAGGCAGAAGUAUCGAAAAAAAAACGCAGAAUGCAUUUAGAAUAAUAAAAAAGUACACAAAACAAAAUACAACAAAUGGCCUAUUGAGUGUAGCUAAUUUAGUUCUUUAUCCUGGAACAGGAUAUGAUUUUCAACUUAGCUUGGAAUAACGAAAUAAAAAUGCUUUCAAGGAAAAUAUCUCCCGAGGAAAUAAUUUUCCGAAACAGUUGUUAUAUAUCUAUCAUCGAACACUACCACUACCAUUCCUCAUAACAGAGAUAUUUUUGAAUGACUACCAAUCAGACCAUUCACAUGUAAUCGGAAAACCAGAUCAGAUUCCUACAUCCGAAUGAGCCGAAAAAGCUGUUCAAUGUAAAACAUUUUCACUGUUCUUCAAAAACGUCGCUAGGAAACAAAUAAACAAAUAUUACAAGAUACCAGAAAAGAAGGCGGCGAGCUGGUUCAGGUGGAACUCCAUGAAAAUAUUUGUAUAAAUUGAAAAUGAUAAGUUUUAAUUAUUUUAUAAGGGAUAAGUAUUAGUAAGCAACUAUUCAAUCGCAAUGGUAAACCAGAGAGAAGUAAGAAGGGGGGCAUCAAACCAAAAUAUAUUAAUUUAUUAGAGUUAAUUUAUAUACAUACGGAAAUGAUCAGAAGAGGCGAUACAUAGCGCGACUACUAAGGAUAAAUCAAAUUAGAGUCAGAGAGAGAAGCAUCAAACAGAAACAGAAAAAAAUGAAUUCAAGAGAAUAUUGUAAAUUAAAUUUCUAUUAUUAUUAAACCAUAUAUAAAUAUACUGAAAUAUAUAUUAAAAAUGUAUCCCCUCUCGGCUAAGAAAAUGUCGAGAACGACAAUAAAACUGUGAAAAUUGAAAAAAAUUAAA
Molecule: messenger RNA, 12830 nt
Organism: Malaya genurostris
Lineage: Eukaryota; Metazoa; Arthropoda; Insecta; Diptera; Culicidae
Gene: Rim
Product: regulating synaptic membrane exocytosis protein 2
Exons: 23
Coding region: 1508-8632 (2374 amino acids)
Biological process (GO): intracellular protein transport; positive regulation of synaptic transmission; regulation of synaptic plasticity
Cellular component (GO): presynaptic membrane; cytoskeleton of presynaptic active zone
Molecular function (GO): transmembrane transporter binding; small GTPase binding
Source: RefSeq, a predicted model, not a curated record